Molecule: messenger RNA, 3330 nt
Organism: Yamadazyma jaroonii
Lineage: Eukaryota; Fungi; Ascomycota; Pichiomycetes; Serinales; Debaryomycetaceae
Source: the annotation of a GenBank genome assembly
AUGAUGGGAUUCCUUAAAAAGAAUGAAACUUUACCACCAGACGAAAAAUUAUUCUUCAACAUUUAUACUACUCGGGCAGCUGAUUUGAUUGAUAAACAUCAAUUGGAACUUGAAGGUGAAAAUAAACGAAAGAGGAAUAUAAAUCCAAUAUUGGUUGGCCAUUUCAAUGGAGUUACUAAGAAAACAAAGAGAAAAACUUCUACGAACAAUCCAACUUGGGACCAAAUCUUGACUUUUCCCUUGAAAGAUUAUGAUAAAGGUCAAUUGCUCACAUUGAGUGUGUGGGAUAAACAUAGAUCUCAUAAGAACUAUCUUGGAGAAUUGAGAUUGAAUAUUUACGAUAUCUUCAAUGGGGAAACUUUCAGUUCCAAGACUCCCUCCAAAUGGUACAAAUUAUAUUCAGAUCAAAACCAUAAAGCUUUUGUUAAUGGAUCAUUAUUAUUGAAUUUCGAAUUGGUAUUGAAGGGAUCAAAGAAUCAUAAAGAAGAAGGCAAAAGAGAAGAAGUUAAAAAAGAAGAUGAAGAAAAUGCAACCAACAUUGCUGUUAAAGUCGAACCACCAUCGAGACAAAAUACUCAAUUCUUACAAUCUCCCCAUAAUAUUUCAGAUUCGGAUUUGUCUCCCAUUGCUACCAGUGAUGAUCAUAUCCAUAAGAUCUUCGAUUCUUGGUUCAAUUCAUUGAUAUAUACUGGUAAUGAAUCCAAGACUUUGAACGUCAAUGAUCAAGGAUUAUAUGACUAUUCUGGAGAUAUGAGUGAUGUACUGAUUUCAGAUGUUGAGAUAGAUAGAGUUUCACAUACUUCAAGAGAAGAAUUAGAACCUCACCAAUUAUUACAGAAGAAGUUACUGCAAAAUUUCAUUCCUACUACUGAUGAUAAUUUAUCAGUCUCGAAUUUAUCCAUAUCAGAUUUGAGUUCUAUUUCAGCCACUUCAGUAUCAAGCGAUGCCUUUGAAACUGAUUCUUCUGUUGUCCAGAGUGAUAGUAGUAGUAAACCAACCAAGCCAAAAUCUAAAAGGUUUAGUUUCAAGAGCGGCCGAGAGAAGUUAAAGAAGAGGGCUUCUCUUAAUAACUUUGAAAUCAGAAAUCGAAAAGUUGACGGUGUUUUAUUCUUAGAAAUCGUUUCUUGUACGGACUUGCCACCAGUUAGAAGACUUAAAAAUAUGGGAAGGUUUGAUAUGGACCCUUUUAUUGUGGUCACUUUUGGUAAAAAGACUUUUAGAACUAGUUGGAAACGUCAUAAUCUAAAUCCUAUCUUUAAUGAAAGAUUGGCUUUUGAAGUUCUUAAUCAUGAAAAGAAUUUUGACGUUCAUUUCUUGGUGUUGGACAAAGAUAGGUUCUCAUUACACGAUGAGGUCGGGGCCGUUAAUAUACCACUUAACGAUUUGAUUAAGAGUGCUACUGCAGCUCCUAGAGAUUUUUACCUUAAACCAGAAGAUGGGAUGUCGGGAGAAUUCACUGAAGGUGAAAGUGAUGGUCAUAAUAAUUCAGACAUAACUUAUGUUGAUGAUCAAAAUAUAGUUCAUUCAUUUGAAAAGAAAUUACUCAGAAAGAAAUUAAAGCUUAAAUAUACUGAUACUUCCAAAUUCAAGACCAUGGAUUUGAAUUUGAAAUUGAGUGAUUCAAAAUAUGAUAACAAACCAAAAUUGAAGAUUAGAGUCAGAUAUGAAACUUAUGAUAAUUUAAGAAGGGAUUUCUGGAGAAGAUUACUUGAACAAUAUAACUUAGAUGACGAAAAUGUCGAUAAAUCCUAUGAUUAUAUUGAAUUAAUUGCAUUGUUGGACACUUUAGGAUCAAAUAAUAGUGAUGUUUUGGUGAAUAAAUUCUUUGCUCAUUAUGAUAAACAACCUUGGAGUGGAGAUAGUUUAACUAUAACACAAAUCAUUGAUUGUUUAGAAGAACAUGUCUUAUCCAAUCAAGGUGAUGUUAACAAAUUAUUCGAGAUUGAAAAAUGUCCUAAUUGCCUCGAGAAGAGGUUGAACAACAAGCAUGAUAUCGAUGUGGUAACUCAUUUUGCUAUAUGUGGAUCCCGUCAAUGGAGUAUAGUUGACAAAUUGUUGGUUUCUUCAUACGUAACACCACAGUUAGCUACUAAAAGAUGGUUUACCAAAGUGUUGAUUAAAAUCAGUUAUGGGAAAUAUCAAUUAGGUAGUAAUUCUGCCAACAUCUUGGUCCAAGAUAGAACCACAGGGAUUAUUUUGGAAGAGAAAAUGGGUAUUUAUGUCAGAUUGGGUAUAAGGUUAUUAUACAAAGGACUUGAUUCUGCCAGGAAGAAAAGAAUCAGAGCUAUUUUGAAGAAAUUAAGUAUCAAACAAGGAAUCAAAUUUGAUCAACCCAAUCUGAAGCAAGAUAUACCAUCUUUUAUUAAGUUCCAUAAAUUAGAUUUGUCCGACUGUUUGGAACAAGACCCUUCAAAAUAUCCUACUUUCAAUGAAUUUUUCUAUAGAAGAUUGAAACCGGGUGCCAGACCAGUCGAAGGAGAUACUUCCAAGAUAGUAGUUUCACCAGCAGAUUGUAGAUGUACGGCUUUUGAUACUGUUACUUCCGCGAGUGAAUUAUGGAUCAAAGGUAAAAACUUCACCGUUGCAAAGUUAUUCAAUGGAAAUUUUGAUAAUUUGGAAAACUCCAAUCUCUAUGAUGCAGAUAAAUGUACCCUAGGUAUCUUUAGAUUGGCUCCUCAAGAUUAUCAUAGAUUCCAUUGUCCAGUUGACGGUAAAAUAAAGAGCAUCAAAUAUAUUGAUGGUGAAUAUUAUACCGUGAAUCCAAUGGCCAUCAGAUCAGAGCUUGAUGUUUUCGGUGAGAACAUCAGAAGUAUCAUUUCAAUUGAAACUGAACACUUUGGAACGGUCGUGAUGGUUCCUGUUGGAGCUAUGAUGGUAGGGUCGACAAUUUUAACGAAGAAUGUGGGUGAUGAGGUUAAACGAGGAGAGGAAAUGGGAUAUUUUAAAUUUGGUGGAUCCACCGUGGUUUUAUUAUUCGACAAGACCAAAUUUCAAUUUGAUUCUGAUUUGAUUAAUAACUCCAAAUCAUGCAUUGAGACUCUUAUAAGAGUAGGUCAAAGUAUUGGACACUCACACGACACCAAAGAAUUUGUCAGGAAUAGAAUUGAUUUCUCUAAAUUGACAAAGGUAUCGAAACAGAACUUGAUCAGAGUCAUAACAGGUGGAGAUUUGGCCAAUGGUGAAGAUUUCACAUCUUGGGAUUCUGAAAAGUUGAAAUUAUCUCAGAAUGAAAUUGAUGAAGUAGUAGGUGAAUUCGAUGACGAUGAUAUUUAUGAUAAAUUACUGGAUGACGAAGACUUUGAAGAAGAUGAGUUGGAUGACGAAGAGUAG